AUGAAAAUCAAGAAGACUGCUACGGCCAAGCAUGAGGCUACUCUUUCCCCCUUUCUCAAGUCAUUCAUUACUACCGCUACAUCAAUCCCCAUACCAGAGCUUUUACCAUUCCUUUCAAAGUUCCCCGCGCAUUGGCCGUUCCCUCGUGGCGACUUGUAUCAUUGGAUAGCCUUAUUGAAUCGAUUCGACUCUAUUUUAGAGGAGCAAGUACAAAAGUAUAAACUCAAAGAAGGGCCACAAACGAUAUUGUGGGAACGCCAAGAUGAGGAAUUGGUCAUUGGGGUUUUGAAAUUUAGUAGGAUGCUCGUCGAGAACUGUGGGAAUCGAAGUCUCUAUGGCAGCAGUGGGUUUAUAAAUGACCUACUUAAUACAACCUCCCUGGAUGUUUUGGAGGCGUCUUUACGUCUAGGUUCUCGCCUUGCCCAGAGAUACCAUACCUCUCGAACCCGUGGCGCUAGCCAGUCCACUAACGCUGUUCUGCUUGCUUCUCAUUACAACAUUAAUCUUGAGAGGGUCUCAAAACUCGCUACUCCAUUUCUUAAGAGCAUAGCGGUUACUAGUUUGGCUUCUGGCAAGAAUGUUUCGACAAAGGCAGUCGUUCCGAUCUAUGCCAAUGAUCUUGCGAGGUUGGCGAGAGAUGAGAGGCCAAUAGAUAAGUGGGGAGGUGCUUAUGUUAGCUACUAUGUUAGCCCCACCACGCAAAAAGCGGUAACUGUUCCGGGACCAGGGGCUGGCUUUGUCAUCAAAGAGCCCGCCACGCCUACCCCGACUCGAAGGACCUCAUUGCAUCACGGCCAUCAGACAUCUGGCUCUGCUCAUAAUAGGAGACGAUCCACUGACGACACUAUUACUGAUUCAUCUGACCUCGCUGUCACGGGGGGUAUGCAAACAUUAGAAAUCCCGUAUAGCCAAAUCAAGGCUGCUCCAAACCUUGAGGAUAUCCUCAAAUCGACUUUACCUGAAACUCCUGCCGAUACUCAUUACGACUUGUUACAUCGCCUUCGUGUUGCUUCGGCGCUCGCUGGGACAGCGGAAACGAGGAGACAAAUUUUGGGGAUCCGGAUACUGGCACUGACAAAUCUUGCAUACGUUUAUUCUGAGAACCAGUUCACAACAAAGAUACUACAGCCAGACCAGGAUGAGCCUCGAAGAUUCCAAUUGGUGUAUCAACUUGCAGAGUUAGUUCAUAGCGGUGAUAUAAAAGGAGCAUCGGGGGAUGGAAAAGAAAUUCCGAGAUGGCUUCAAACAUUGGCGUUAGGGGGUUUGGAGGCUCUGGCGAGGCACAAGAGCAAGACCGCAGAUGUUUGUGCUGCGUUAAGUGUUAAUGUCAACCAUGGGGUGUUACUCUACGUUGUUCGAAAAGCCGUGGAAGAGUUGGCUAUCGAGAAGGAUGAGGAGGAAUGCGACAAGGAGGCUGAGGAGUGGCGGGAAGCUUUGUUUACCUUGGUUGGCUAUCUACCAACUACUGCGCAUGCUGGAUCUUUGCUCGUAUCUGCUGGUCUUAUCCCCAUCCUGGUGGAGCUCUUGCAGCUACGUACCAAAAAGGCCCUUCGGAACAUCCCAAAGGCUGUUAGUUUUCUUGACUCGCUAAUCUACAAUGUCCAAAAUGCCUUCCAAGCCUUGGCUAGCGCAAAAGGCUUGGAUGUUGUGGUCGAUCUUGUUUCGGAUGAAGUGAAGGCGGGUUUAGAGGAAGCCGGGACUGGGAAAGGGAUCCCUGAUGAAUAUAAGAGCUCGACGACCGAUUUCAAAAUCGGGUUCUAUCGCCAACAGACCCUUAAAAUGGUUUUCAAGUUUAUGCAGCAUAUGAUGGCCCAAUCUGGAGGCAAUGCAGAUCGGCUGCUGAGAAAUCUAAUUGAUAGCCCGAAAUUGCUCAGUGCCUUGAAAGUGGUGAUUGAGAAUGGAACCAUAUGGGGGAGUAAUAUCUGGAGUACGGUUGUCGGCAUAGUUAGCGCCUUCAUCCAUAAUGAGCCUACUAGCUACGCUGUUAUUCAUGAGGCCGGCUUGAGUCAUGCAUUACUGGAGACUGUCACGGGAAGAUCUGGCUUGGCCGAGGAAGAAGCAAAGAGGAAGAAGGACGAGGAGGGCCGAGAGGUUGUAGGAGACAAUGCGAGUCUGGCAGCCAGUGCGGACGACAAGGAAGACGAAUCGCCAGAGGACCGGAAGAGAGACCUGCCACCAAGACUACAUACCCCCGCCACAGGUAUCAUGCCUUCGAUAGAUUCUAUCGGGUCAAUUCCUACAGCGUUCGGGGCCAUAUGUCUCAAUUCAUCGGGCCUGGCGUUAUUUCAGACUUCCGGGGCGUUGGAGACUUUCUUCGAGAUUUUCGAGAGCGCCGAUCACGUUAAAUGCCUGACCGAGCAUGAAUUGGCUAGUGUGUUGGGUAGUCAAUUUGAUGAAUUAGUCCGACACCAUCCUGUUCUUCGAGAGAAUGUUAUGAAAGUUGUUAUCGAGAUGCUGCAAAGAGUCGAAAUCCUCGGUAGGAAGUUCGCCGAGGAGAAGGGGAUGGGGGCAAAACUAUGGAUUGAAGAUGGAUAUGGCGGGAUGGUGGUGGCUGGGGGAAGGAAAUCGUUGAUUGGGAGAAUUCAUAAGCACUCCUCAGAAGCCGGCGUGGGAUCUUCAACGAAAUCACAGGGGAACGAUGGGGAAGAUGUUGAGAUGGGAGAUGCCGACGCUGUGGUCUCCACAGCCGAGGAUGCCGACAGGAACCAACCUUCUAUCGUUAACUUCAUCGAUGCUGCCGGCAGAUUUCUGGAAGGAUUUUUGGCAAAUGCAAAUCUCUCGAAGGACUUUAUCAAGCGUGAGGGUCUAGACUUUUUGCUUGACUUUUACACUGUUCCUAGCUUGCCUUACGAUUUCGCUACCAGUCAGGCCAAUCAAAUGAUGAGCCGUGUUCUCCAGGUUUGCAGUGAGAACAGCCCUUCGGUGACAGUUGCAGCGACUCUAAGGCAUGCUCAAAAGGCCAUCGAUCAACUACAGCCGUUGCUCAGACACGACAAGAAAGAGGCAUUCUUUGCUCCCUUAACCGACCAAAAGGCUGCUGUUCUCCCCCCCCGUUUCCAAGGAGGAUUGUCUCAAGAUGUUAGAUCAGGCGGUACAAAGCUCAUUAAAGAUCUGGUCACAGUCCAUUCUCUUUGUUAUCUUUUACAAGAACUUUAUGGCCAGCCUCUUUUCAACGUCAGGCUAACUCUGUCAAUAUUUAUGGAACCUGAGAAUGAAGCGAUUGUUUCGAACCUUGGCGCCCUACAUCGGAUGUGUGUUUGGGAGGAAAUACUACUUCAGAAUACCAUUCCAGAUACUUGGAACGAAGCUACCAGGGUUAAGAACUCUGCGGGAGCAGCAGCGGCUAGUAUCGAGGAAGAAGCUGUUCCUGCUGUUGUCGCUACGUCAGCCGAGGGCCAGCUUCAGAACCCGAGAUCCCAGGAUGAACAGAAAGAAGCCGAGAAAGCUGUUGUAGAGAGGGACGGGAAGACCCCGUGGUUCCGAAAUGUUAAGACAAUAAGGUUUCUUAUUAGCCAAAUCCCUUCGAGUAUCACUCCAUUUUUGCAGGGCCUUGCUAGAAGUCUCAUAUCUAGGCGGAGCACUGAUCUAUUCCAUAAACAGCACGCUUUCAAAAUCGCCGAGGCUAUUUCUGAGUCCAUGUAUGAUCAUUUGACAUGGAAGAGGCUAGAUAGCAGCGAUUCGGUCACAGAUAAAUACGGAUAUUGGAUUCGGUCAAGUUAUCACCAUAACUCUGAAACCUUUUGGGGUGAAGUUCGGGAUCUGCCCGCUCUUGGAGACGCAGAACAAAUCGGAAAAGAUAGCCAUCAGAGAAUGGCACACGCAUACGGAGGCAUCAAGAUCAUAUUGUCUUUGUUUACCCAUUUGGUCUCAAACAAAUCUGUCCUGGAUUCUUCACAGACUGUUGCACUUCAAACUCGUGAACGCUCGAGUGAUACGCCCCGUCCUGAUUUUUUUAAUCCGCAUCAGUUCCUCGUGGAACUUAGGGCUAGUAUUCUCCCGGUGGUUAGAGAUAUGUGGGAUGCUAGUUCUAUUGAAAAAGCCUCUUGCUCUAUUGUUAAGUCUGUUAUUGAGAUUCUUGGAAUCGUACUCAAAGCAGAUAGCGAGGGCAGUGCAUUUACUCGGAAGGAAUUGGAGAAGAAAGGAAGGCUGUCAAAUACAAUCUCGUGGAGGACGAUGGAACCAAAUGAGGAGGGGAUCAGGCAGCUUGUUGAAAUGGGGUUUACCCGGGAAAACGCCAUGGCUGGGCUUUUGCGAGGCAAUGGUAACGUGAAUACUGCCACCGAAUGGCUCACUUCACAAGGAGUUAGGACUCCUCAGCGCGGUAGCCAAAUAUCUGCUUCCAGUUCUAGACCUCUAACAGCUGAAUCUCAUUCUACCGACGAAGAGGGAACAGAUGUCGAUGCGGCUAGGGAAGAGCCUAUCAUCCCAGCGCAGUCGGAAGGGGCGGUUGGAGGGGCUACACCAGCUACUGAACCGAUUAUGCCUCCCCCCGCACCACCUGCACCCGCUGUUGACACUGGAGUUCCUCCGGUUGAUGAUGGUGUGGUUGCGAUGAACAUCGACGAAUCUAAUGUCCAGACCACACCUCCGUUGGGCGAGCCCCAAGCUAGUGAAUCCGCCGAGAUUCCCCCGUCCACCGUUGAAAAGGGCAAGGCUAGAGAGGAUGAAAAGGUUGAACUGCCAGCAGUUGUAACAAUCGAGGAUUUGGAUGAGCUUAGAUCUACUAUCCGCGAGAGCCUUAUUGAUCGCUCUUUGGAUGUUCUCCGUGUCCAUUCAACUGUCACCUUCGAGCUCUCGUCUCUCCUUACCAGCGCCUUUGGUAAGGCCUCAGAAUCGCCGGAUGUUAGGAAAGAGGUUGCCUCAACAAUAUUACAAUCAUUGAUGUCACUACAAGCGGAUGAUGACCUUCGGCCUUGCGCCAAAACCAUAACAUCAACCUCUCACCUUCUCGGGCUUGUCCUUCAGAACCAAGACUUCUUUGACGCUUGUUUAGAGGACCUCAAAGAACAAAUUCCGACUCUCAUUGGAUUUAUCAAAAUGAAUAAAGGAGAACCCGCUCCGUGGAUCGCCAGUAUCCUGUUGGUGGUAGAAAAAGUCUUGUCAGAGUCAGCCCAGCCCAGGAGAGUUACUUUCUCAUCACCUCCUAGCGAUCAAGAGCCAGAAAAUAUUGCCGAGUUAAAUUCGUAUAAGAUUUCUGAUGGAGAUCAAGCUGCACUUUUCAAAGCUGUCAUGGGUGUGGUUUCGGUUAUCGGUAGAGAUGAGAUUUUGCCUUUGGCCGUGGCUCGUGUUCUGGUGUUGCUUACUCGGAAGCGGGAGCUCGCAAUUCGAAUGACCGAAGGGGAUAAUUUGCGGAGUCUAUUCCAUAUGUUACGUUGCCAAGCUGGCCUGAGGACAGAGCGUAUUCAAGCGUCUAUAAUGCUUGUCCUUCGGCAUAUCAUUGAAGACACAGGGGUGCUCAAAGCAAUCAUGAGGAACGAGAUCCGCACAUGGUUCCAGUCACGAGGCACCCGUCAAACCGAUACCCAGGCCUUUGUACGACAUAACCACCAUCUUGUCUUGAGAGACCCGGACGCAUUUGUUGAGUUGGUCAAUGAGCUAUGCAAAUUGACUAGAUACGAUCCACAUUUAAGAAACCAACAAAUUGCAAUCAAGGAAACAGAACGCCCUAAAUCUGAAAGCGAAUCGAAACCGGAAGCUGAAUCAGACCCGGCAAAGGAGACUGGAGAAUCGCAGGCUAAAGGAGCCGAAGAUAAGGAAAUGGUCGACAAGCCAAAGCCCGCGGUUGAAGUUAAACCGCCUGGGCUAGAAAAUCCUGAUGGAGUAAUUCAUUUCCUGCUUAGUGAGCUUCUCGCUUCCAAGGAUGAAAUGGACAAUCCUUUCCCUCCAAAUCCUCCAAAAGAGGAUAUUACGUCGGCGCCAAUGGAUGUCCAAAUGGAGCAAGGAGAGUCUACGGGGAAACCCGCUGAGACAUUGCAAGCGAACUCGCCCUCUAAGCCCGAGAAACCUGAAUUUAAAGCGGAGCAACACCCUAUAUUCAUUUACCGGUGCUUUAUCUUGCAAGCUUUAACUGAAUUGCUAUCUUGUUAUAACCGCGCAAAAGUAGAGUUCAUAGGCUUUUCCCGCAAAGCGGCGCCAAGGGAAGCGAUUACACCUUCGAAACCAAGAUCUGCAGUCCUGAAUUACCUGCUUAACGAUAUCAUUCCUCUGGGCACUCUAAUACAUACAGAAGACAUUGCAUACAAAAAACGAGCGACAACAUCACAAUGGGCAAUCUUGGCUAUCGUUUCCUUAUCGGCUCAGACUGGGGAGUCUUCCAGCACUGCAGAUGAAUCAAGUCUUCUCUUUGUGAGAAAGUUCAUCCUUGAGAGCGCGCUCAAGGCUUUUAAGGAUGCUUCUUCUUCUGUGGAGCCGUUAGAUGCGAAGUACUCGAGGAUGAUGAGCCUUACCGACCUGUUUUUCAGAAUGCUGUCUGCGCGGCCCAACCACAACCAUUCAACAAGCGGCACUCCUUCGGAAAAAUCUCAACAACAAAUUGCUCGGAUCAUGUUUGAAAAAAACUUCAUUGCAGCCCUAACUGGAUCCCUUGCUGACAUCGACUUGAAUUUCCCCUCGGCGCGAAGGGUAAUUAAGUACAUUCUCAGACCGCUCAAACUCUUGUCAAAGACGGCCACCGAUCUUAAUGAGAUUUCCAGUAUAACGGCCCCUGGAGCCACAGAUGAGGAUGAGAUAUCGACCGCUACUUCUAUUUCAGACAUUGGGGAUAUGCGGGAGGAUACCCCAGAUCUUUAUCGAAAUUCGACCCUCGGGAUGUUUGAGGGUGAAAUGGUUGAUGAGCAUAGCUCCUACGAUGAAGAUGACUACGAUGACGAGAUGGAUGACGACGAGAUGGAAUUGGAGGAAGAAAUGGAGGAAGAGGGUGAUAGUGAAAUUAGUGAUGAGGAAGAUGAGGAAGGAGGUGAAGGUAUGGAUGUUGAAAUUGUCGUUGAGGCAGAGCAGGAGAAUGAAAUGGCCCAAGAUCAAGCAGUGAGGGUGAGGAGGACCAGGGGGAUGAAAUACUGCCCGACAAUGGUAUUGAAACAAUUGUUCGCGCUCCCGGAGGAUCUGAUGGCGCACCGGAACCUGGCUACGAAGAUCGAGAUGAUGGAAGAAGCAAUGAUCCAAGAGGAUUAUGAAGAUGACGAAGGUGCGUUCUCGGCCGUCCCCUGGGGCUGGGCCGAUGAAACAGGAGAAGCUCCAAUGAUGGCUCGUGCUCAUCCUCGUGGCCAUGGUGGAUGGUAUACACUUGGUGGGCCUCCUCGUGAGUCUCCAGUAUUCAUGUCAAACGCAGCACGCCCUCGCCACUAUAUGGGUGGCACAGCUCCGAGAACCACCGACAAUGUGGAUCAAAAUCCACUUUUACAGCAGAAUUCUAAUAACGAACAGGCCAGCGCCCGGCCAACCCAUAACCGUAGCCAGGAGUUCAUGACCGAUUGGGUACAGGCCAUUGAUGGAAUGCAUGCGGCUGGCGGUCCGGGUGGCACUGUUUCUAUGAUCAGUACUCUCAUGAGUUUGAUGACUAGGACCGGCCAGCCUGUUCCCGUUAUUUCUAAUGGCGGAUCUAUUCAAUUCCAGGCCCUCCCUCAUAUUGCUCACCACCACCACCAUCACCACCCUCACGCCGCCCCAUUUAUGCCUCGAGAGUUGCGUUCCAUGUUCGAGGCAGCUCGACCACUACCGGACAUGCCACGCCAUCAUCGAGAAGACCCUCAAACGGCGGUUAAUAGCUUUAUCCCAACAUUGACCACCGGUAGAUGGACCGAAGAAUCUAGACUAUUGUUCGGCACUAGUGCUCCAGAUCGUGCCCAUAAAGUGGUCAAUGCUAUCUUAGUCCUUCUGGUUCCUCCGGCUAUUGAAGAAGAGAGAAUUACAAAAGAGAAACAAGAGAAGGCGCGCGGAUCUGAGGUUCCUGAUGGCGAGAACAGCCCAAGAGAAGGAGAAGCCAUGGAGGGUGUUGAGGCCACUCAAGGUGAAGCAGCAGCAGGGCUUGAAGCGGGCCCUUCGGAUCCUCCGGCGCCGCGAGCCACUGUCAUGAUUCGCGGACGCGAGAUGGAUAUUACCGGGAUGGAUAUAGACCCUGGAUUUUUGGAGGCAUUGCCGGAGGAACUGAGAGAAGAAGUCCUAACUCAACACAUCCGGGAGAGGCGUGCGGCAGCGGCGACUAAUGAUCAACCAAGCGAAAUCAGCCGCGAAUUCCUGGAAGCUCUGCCUGAUGAGAUCCGUGAUGAACUCCUCGCCCAAGAGGCAGCCGACCGCCGUCAGGCAAACCAGCUUCGUGGGGAACGGCGAUUUAACCAAUUCGUGGAGAUGCCCAGGGUCGCUCGUGUAAGUGGUGUACGACAUCCAGGCGAGCCGGAGCCAAAACCAGUCAAAAAGCCGCUUCGCAAGAGUGUGAUCCAAUUGUUAGAUAAAGCUGGUGUUGCUACUCUUUUGCGGUUGAUGUUUAUUCCUCAAGUUGGGAGUACCCGCAUUACGCUGCAUGAAAUCUUGCUCAAUAUUUGCGAAAACAGACAAAAUCGUGCCGAGGUUGUCAACCUUCUCCUGUCUAUUCUGCAAGAUGGUAGCUCGGACAUGGCGGCGGUUGAGCGGAGUUUCGCGCAAUUAUCUGUGAGAGCGAAACAAGCACCUGCCACAAAGACUCCAACAGCAGUGGUCAAACGAACCGGGACUGGGUUACUGGCCCAAACCAGCAGUGAAGUUUCGCCCUUACUGGUUGCCCAGCAGUGCCUAGGCGCGCUACUCUUUUUGGUCAGCUAUAAUGAACAUAUACCUUCGUACUUCCUCAAUGAGCAUGAUAUCUCAGUCGGACUUAAGAGGUCUACAAGCCGAAAGGGCAAAGGGAAGGAGGUUCCUCCGCCCAAGGCGAGCAAAUAUGCCCUGAAUACACUCCUGAGUCUUUUGGAUCGCCGGUUAAUUACUGAGAGCUCCACUGUAAUGGACCAGCUUUCGGUCGAGAAUAAGGAUGAAGCGUCCAAUAGCAAUCGCAACAAAGAUGAUGAUAGGCGAAGGAGACUGCGCCAUUUGGUGCCUCCAGUUGUUCCAGAACAUAACCUUCGAUUGGUUGUCAAUAUACUUACUGCCCGGGAAUGUUCAAGUAAGACUUUCCGUGAAACACUCGCAACUAUGCAAAACCUCUCUGCAAUUCCGGAGGCGAAGGUGGUCUUUGGCGCGGAAUUGAUCCGGCAGGCUCAAGUACUCGGCGGCACAAUUCUCGAGCAUCUCGAGGUGUUGGUGCAUCAAAUUAAGCACGCUGAAAAUGGGACGGAAAUCCAAGGGAUGGCCCUGUCAAACUUUUCGCCAGCGAGCUCCGAUCAGGCCAAACUUCUCCGCGUUCUGACGGCGCUUGACUAUCUUUUUGAUCCCAAGCGGCCAAGUAGGGAGACCGUGAAGGAUGGCGAACCCAAGGACGAAGAAAGCAAAAAAGAGCGUGAUGUACUCUCAAAUCUUUAUGAGAGCCUUACCUUCGGGCCGUUAUGGUCAAAGCUCAGCCAGUGCCUUUCUGCUAUCCAUGAACGCAACGACAUGCUCCAUGUUGCGACCAUUCUCUUGCCAUUGAUCGAGGCCUUGAUGGUGGUCUGCAAGAACAGUGGGUUGAAGGAAGCACCAAGAACUCAACGGGGUCAGACGCCGAUGAGCCCUGCAAUGGCAGAAACAAGUAUGGAAAAUCUAUUCUUCAAAUUUACUGAGGAUCACAGGAAAAUUUUGAACCAAAUGGUUCUCAAUAACCCGAAGUUAAUGAGUGGUUCCUUUGCGCUUUUGGUUCACAAUCCUAAGGUAUUGGAAUUCGACAAUAAGCGCAACUACUUCAACCGCCGCCUUCAUACACGCCAAGGCAACCGCGAUCCUCACCCAACAUUGCAGCUCAACGUCCGCCGCGACCAAGUGUUCCUCGAUUCUUACAAGUCAAUGUAUUACAAGAACGGUGACGAGAUCAAAUACGCCAAACUAAGUAUCCGGUUCCAUGGCGAGGAAGGGGUUGAUGCUGGCGGUGUCACUAGAGAGUGGUUCCAGGUUAUGGCAAGGCAAAUGUUUAAUCCUGAUUACGCUCUUUUUAUCCCUGUCGCUUCCGACAGGACCACAUUCCACCCAAGCCGUAUGAGCGGUGUCAACCCGGAACAUCUGAGCUUCUUUAAGUUUAUUGGAAGGAUUAUUGGAAAGGCUUUAUAUGAAGGGCGCGUGCUGGAUUGCCAUUUCAGUAGAGCAGUUUAUAAGCGCAUACUCGGGAAGUCUGUCUCUCUAAAGGAUAUGGAAACGUUGGAUCUUGACUAUUAUAAAUCUUUGGUCUGGAUGCUCGAGAACGACAUCACCGACAUCAUCACAGAAACAUUCUCAGUUGAAACAGAUGAUUUUGGCGAUAAGAAAAUCAUUGACCUUGUGCCAGAUGGUCGCAACGUGCCCGUAACAGACGACAACAAGCACGAAUACGUUCGGCUCUUGGUAGAGUACAGGCUCCUUACAAGUGUCCAAGAGCAAAUGGAGAAUUUCCUAGUCGGUUUCCACGAUAUCGUGCCAGCGGAGUUGAUCUCUAUUUUCAACGAACAAGAACUUGAACUUUUGAUCUCUGGUUUGCCUGAGAUUGAUGUUGACGACUGGCGCAACAACACCGAGUAUCACAACUAUUCUGCUUCCUCACCUCAGAUACAAUGGUUCUGGCGUGCAGUCCGAUCGUUCGAUAAGGAAGAGCGUGCAAAACUCCUUCAGUUCGUUACAGGAACUAGUAAAGUCCCCCUCAAUGGCUUCAAAGAGCUGGAGGGAAUGAACGGCUUUUCAAAAUUCAAUAUACAUCGGGAUUAUGGAAGCAAAGACCGCCUUCCUAGUUCUCAUACUUGCUUCAACCAGAUCGAUCUGCCCGAAUACGAGAGCUACGAGAGUUUGAGGCAAAACAUCCUCACAGCAAUCACUCAAGGCGCGGAAUACUUUGGGUUUGCUUAACCCCGUGGCACUAUAUCUUUUUUCUGUUCCUUUUGCUUUUUUUUUUCCAUACCAAGUUGUAAUGAAGUGGGGAGAGAGAUUCGAUUGUGGAUAGAGAUUUCUGGAGAAAAAGGGGGUUGUGCGGGUUCUGUUUUAUUUCUCAUUCUGGAAAGGUGUCUUUUUUUUUUCCACAAGUCAUGUCUUUUUUCUAGUUCUCUUUUACUCGUGGAUUCGGGUUCUUGUCACCAAGGUAUUAUUCUUAGCAUUUGGGGAGAUGCAGAAGAUGUACUUCUGUGGAUACGGGCGGCCAAGUGCAGGUUGGCUAGUUUUCGUUGUCUACUGUUGUUUUCAUUUGCAUGGAGAACUGGAUUUUUGUGUGGCAAGCCUGUAUCAUAGUCUACGUUUAGCUCAACUUUGUAUUGCGAGACAGUUAGUAUUGUUCAUGGUGGUUAGUCAAAUAAAUUGAACACGAUUCAUUCA
Molecule: messenger RNA, 11427 nt
Organism: Tuber melanosporum (Perigord truffle)
Lineage: Eukaryota; Fungi; Ascomycota; Pezizomycetes; Pezizales; Tuberaceae
Exons: 22
Coding region: 1-10968 (3655 amino acids)
Biological process (GO): proteasome-mediated ubiquitin-dependent protein catabolic process; positive regulation of protein catabolic process; protein polyubiquitination
Molecular function (GO): protein binding; ubiquitin-protein transferase activity
Source: RefSeq, a predicted model, not a curated record